AUGGCGACACUGUCCUUCCUGGUUGCUGUGUUCUUGCUGGUCUCUCCAGUUGUCGGAGGAGGUCGGGAUAAUAUGGGAACUGAGUUCAUUCUGGGUUUCAUGGAGAACAAAAUAUCUGGUUCAGCGAACAACAUCGAACUAUUUGUCACAACCACAUCGAACACCCCAGCCGACGUCACAGUGACCACGCCCCUUUACAACCCAAGCUUCUCAGAAUCAACCUCCGUCAGCCGUGGGAACAUCAAGAAGAUCGAGCUCACCCACAACAUAAGGGGCUCCGGAACACAAGUCCAAGACAAGGGCGUCCGAAUUGUUUCAACGCAAGAAAUCACAGUCUACGGCGUUAACAAAGAAAUGUACUCUACCGAUGGAUUUGUAGCUUUUCCAGUAGAUGCCAUCGGCAAAGAGUAUAUUCUUUCUACUUGGACAAAUGAGGCGGAGUUUAUGAUCAUCGGCACAGAGGACGGAACAACAGUUCAGAUCACUCUCUCCUCUUCCAACCCCACGGCCACCUCGGUAUCAUACAAUGGAGGCACUUAUUCUAAUGGUCAGACAUUUACAGUGUCAUUGAAUAAAUACCAGACCUUCCAUGCUCUGUCAACGUCGGGUGACUUCACGGGGACCAAAGUGGUGUCCGAUAAAGUCGUUACCGUAAUGACCGGUAACAGGAAAGUAGCCGUGAAGGACACUAUGACAAGAUCUAGUUCCGAUCACCUUGUGGAACAAGUUCCGCCCAUUGAAACACUCGGUAAAGACUUUUUCACGAUUAGUACACCGGACAGAAACAUCGGGGACUACUUUCGUAUCAUAGCCACUGAAGACUCCACCGAAGUCUCUUUGGCGGGGUCAGUACAUGCUACAAUAAACCAAUGCCAGUAUGUGGAACUCAACGUCCCCACGGGUGAUUACAAAACUAUCACUGCAAACAAGCCCGUUAUGGUCACAAUGUUUGGGAAGACGUUUAGUACCGCCACGGGUGACGGGCCCAAUGGAGGAGACCCCCAGUUUAGUAUCUUGCCCGCCGUUCCCCAGUUCCCUUCUGACUACACAUUCAGCACGAUCCAAACUCCUACAGGGGAUUUCAAAAACUACCUCGUAGUUGUCAUCAAAGAUUCUGCCAAGAAUGAUCUGAAAUUGGAUGAGCAGAGUCCAUCGGGUGUUAACUGGUCCCCUGUGGUUGGUUCCUCCCAGAAUCUGAUGGUAGCUACAUUGGAGGUGAAUCCCGGCUCACACUCUAUCUAUAACACAAAACCUUCCGCGACGUUCUUAGGGAUGGCUUUUGGUAACGCGCAAACAAACUCCUAUUCCUACGCGGCUGGAACUCGAUUGGCUGCCAUCAAUGGGCCCUGUACUCCCUCCUCUACAGUGGCUGGUGACAUCAUCGACAAUGACUGUGAUGGAUGGAUUGACGAAGAAGAGAGCAACGGAAUAGAUGAUGACGGCGAUGGAUCUGUUGAUGAAGACUUGGCCAACCUUCCACGAAUUAACGGAAAUUGGGCAACCUGGGGUCAGUGGGGCGCAUGCUCACUGACCUGUAACUCUGGAACUGGUUCGCACAGCCGUUCCCGCACCUGCACAGAUCCCGCUCCAGCCAACAAUGGGAUUGAUUGUGUGGGUAGCGCCACCGAAACUGGACCCUGUACGGUUUCCACGCCCUGCCCAAUUGACGGUCAGUGGGGAUCCUGGUCAGCCUGGAAUUGUUCCAGGACCUGUGGGAAUGGGAUAAACACACGAUCACGUGACUGUGACAAUCCCUCUCCGCAGCACAACGGAGCAGAUUGUCCUGGAAACAACACAGACAGCGAUGUAUGUUGGGCGGGCACCUGCUACCCGUCAGUACUCGGGAACCUUGAUAAGAACUGCACGGCUUCCUCGUUUGGGUGUAAAUCAGGAAAUAUCGACUGCGUCGACAUCGAGAAAAGCUGUGAUGGCGCUGUAGACUGUAUGGACGGAAGUGACGAAGAUCCUUUAAUAGCCGGAUGUAGACCGGCAUGCAACGGAGCAGGUGUCAAUGUUGGAACAGAAAUAUUACUGUUGAUUUUGCCUGUCAUUUCCAUGAUCUUCACGAAUUGGCGAUUGUUCCUUUAAAUAAAGAUGAUGUAAUCCUGUUUGAUAUUUUUCAUUACUAUACUUGUUUAUAAUAAAAUUACACAGAAACACCACA
Messenger RNA from Ostrea edulis (European flat oyster), 2164 nucleotides. RefSeq lists its product as uncharacterized. Gene Ontology annotation, molecular function: protein binding. The transcript has 8 exons. NCBI's taxonomy places the organism in Eukaryota, Metazoa, Mollusca, Bivalvia, Ostreida, Ostreidae. The coding region runs from base 1 to 2088 and encodes 695 amino acids. The record is from RefSeq and is a predicted model, not a curated record.